This is a messenger RNA of Coprinopsis cinerea okayama7#130, 486 nucleotides long. RefSeq lists its product as hypothetical. The transcript has 6 exons. NCBI's taxonomy places the organism in Eukaryota, Fungi, Basidiomycota, Agaricomycetes, Agaricales, Psathyrellaceae. Bases 1 to 486 code for a protein of 161 amino acids. The record is from RefSeq and is a predicted model, not a curated record.
AUGAAGGGCUGUCUGACAUGGACGCCCAAUGUAGAGAGGACACUUGCUGCCUGGAUCCCCUGCAUCGUUGUCACUUUCAUGUUUUUCGUUUUCACAAUGGCGAAGCUCCGCAGAUCUGUCAUAGGAUCUCGUUUCACAAAAGACUGGAGCUUCAUCACCCUCCUUCAAGACUCGUCUAAUUUCUCCCCGCUUCUCAUGAUCCUGAUGAGAGAUGGCUCCCUCUACUUCUUCGCAAUAUUUGCUUCCCUGGCAACUCAAGCAACGAUUCAAGUCUACAUGCAGGGACUGUACUUCACCUCCGUUCAUCCUUGGCUUCACGUGGUCUUUUCGUGCGCGUGUUCGCGUCUCGUCCUCAAUCUAUACAACUACGGCGGGGGAACCGAUUCCUUGCAUUGCUCGACAUAUGUGCGGGAUGAGCAGGAGCUCCGUGUAAUUCGGUUUGUUGGGCAGAACACGUACAUACGCGACCCUGGCAACAGGAGCUAG